AUGUCUCUUCCUCCCAUAUCCAUUGUGUAUUGGACACCUUUCUUCACUCAACCUUACAAUGAUGGUACAAACUUGGAUGUGUCUUGCUCAAAACCUCCUGAUCUCGACAUUGAAGGAGACUCUUGGUGCACAGUAACCAGCAAUCGGUCCCUUGUCAACGAUGCAGCAGCCAUUGUCUUUCACGCCUUUGACUACAACGACAACGAUGUACCAGACCAUGCAGUGGGACAGCCGUGGAUUCUAAUGACCAUGGAGUCGCCCAUCAAUCCACCCUUCCGACGCGAUGAAGCCAAGAUGCAUACCUUUGAGUACCUUGCGUCAUACAACUUGCAGAGUCGAUUCUUUAUGGGAUACUAUUCACCGAAUAUCCUCAAUGCAGUGAACCAGCCUCCACCUGAAAUGAGCAGCAAAACAGGAGAUAGUCCAGUGCUAUGGAUCGCUUCCAAUUGUGAUGCAUGGAGUGGAAGACAUCAUUACGUCCGAGAAUUGAUGAAGUACAUCAACAUUGACAGCUAUGGCACAUGCCUCAACAACAAAGCAUUCCCUGAUAAUGUAUCCCGCGACGAAUUAAUGGGUCAAUACAAGUUCUAUCUUGCUAUCGAGAACUCCAAUUGCGACGAUUACGUUACUGAAAAGCUGUUUGAUACAUUUCAAUCAUCCACUGUACCCAUUGUCGAUGGUCCACCCUUGUACGAUUCUUUUUUACCCAAUGCACGUUCAGCCAUUCGAAUGGAUGCUUAUCCGGAUCCACGUGAACUUGCCGACUAUUUGCAUUAUCUCGAUCAAAAUGACACUGCCUAUCUUGAAUACUUCAAUUAUCGCAACCAGGACAUGGAGCUACAACAACGUGUCAGUGAGCCCUUCUUGAGCCAAUGGGGUGAUUGGGAACGUUUCAACAACAAGAGUGGUUGGUGUGGUAUAUGCCGAGGGGUUGCGUCAUGGUGGCAAGCAAGGCAUAACACAACAAUGAUGGAUUAUCCUCGUGAUAUGGGACAAUACCUGCGAACGGAUCGCUCUUGCAUACCAGAAGGCAAAUGGGAUUAUGUACGGCAAGGCCCACCCUACAUUCCUCAUUGGAAACCUACCUUACCUGAUGAGUUUACUCGCCCAUGGAUCAAAAAACGGCUUCCUAUCUAUCAACAACCGGGCGGCCUCGGUGAAAACUCUGGCAUGUCAAUUCGUACCAUGUGGGGUGUCUAUACAUUACUUUACAUUCUAUUCUUUGUCUUUGUUGCUAUGUUACUCUAUACCAAACGCAGGCGUGGUCAUCAAUAA
Messenger RNA from Lichtheimia ornata, 1275 nucleotides. RefSeq lists its product as uncharacterized. Gene Ontology annotation, cellular component: membrane. The transcript has 2 exons. Gene Ontology annotation, molecular function: alpha-(1->3)-fucosyltransferase activity. The record is from RefSeq and is a predicted model, not a curated record. Bases 1 to 1275 code for a protein of 424 amino acids. Lineage: Eukaryota; Fungi; Mucoromycota; Mucoromycetes; Mucorales; Lichtheimiaceae.